CGCACGAUCCACCAAUCAAAGAAAAGAAAGCAAGGAAAAGCGAGCAAGAAGGGAAAGAAAAUCAAAAACAAAGAAAAAAAAAAAAACCUUUUUUUUUCUCUCUGCUCCUUUCUCUGGUUUCUGCUUCUCUUUCUUCCUUUGAUCCAUGGUGUGGUAUGGUUUGAGGAAAAAAGAGAAAACCCAUUUGCCCCAUAUUGAUUGUAAUCUAUUCUUUAAUUAAAAUCUUUGGUUUCUUGGAGGGUAUUGAAAAAAAUACCCAUAUUGCUGUUUGCCAAAUCUCCAAUGCAGUCUUUGAGAAAAUCACAAAGACGAGAAAAUAGCAUCAGUAGGAAGACAACCCAGGAAAGAAAUAGUAGUGGUGGAUCUCAGAAAGAAAUAGAAAGAUUGGAUAACAACGGCCGUGGAUCUGAUGGUGGCUGGGGCAUUAUUGGGAUUGGAAGGAGUCAAGCAGCUGAUAAUUUGUUGUUGUGGAAGUGGUGCUGCUAGGGUAGUGGAGGUGUCGCUGCAUAGGAGAGGAAUAUGCAGCUUCACAUCUCGCCUAGCAUGAGAAGCAUCACGAUAUCGAGCAGCAGCAGCAAUGGGUUUAUUGACUUGAUGAAGAUCAAGGUCGCAGCUCGCCACAUCUCUUAUCGAACCCUUUUCCAUACCAUCCUCAUUCUCGCUUUCCUGUUGCCUUUUGUCUUCAUUCUCACCGCUCUUGUCACCCUUGAAGGUGUCAACAAGUGCUCUUCAUUUGAUUGUUUAGGUAGGCGACUGGGACCAAGGCUUCUGGGUAGAGUGGAUGAUUCAGGGCAGAGGCUGGUUAAAGACUUUUACAAGAUUCUCAAUCAAGUGAACAAAGAGGAAAUCCCAGAUGGUCUAAAGCUCCCAGAUUCUUAUAACCAACUUGUGUCUGAAAUAAAGAGCAACCAGUAUGAUGCAAAAACAUUUGCUUUCAUGCUGAGGGCUAUGUUGGAGAAAUUUGAAAAGGAAAUCAGGGAAUCUAAAUUUGCAGAGCUGAUGAAUAAACACUUUGCUGCAAGUUCCAUUCCGAAAGGCAUCCACUGUCUCUCGCUACGUUUGACUGACGAAUAUUCCUCCAAUGCUCUUGCACGCAAACAAUUGCCAUCUCCAGAGUUGCUUCCUUUGCUUUCUGACAAUUCUUACCAUCACUUUGUUCUAUCCACUGAUAACAUUUUAGCUGCUUCAGUUGUUGUCACUUCUACUGUACAGUCGUCUCUAAAACCUGAAAAGAUAGUCUUUCAUGUCAUUACUGACAAGAAAACUUAUGCGGGUAUGCAUUCAUGGUUUGCACUAAAUUCAGUCUCCCCUGCUAUUGUUGAAGUGAAAGGUGUUCACCAGUUUGACUGGUUAACGAGGGAGAAUGUUCCGGUGCUUGAAGCUGUAGAGAACUCUAACGGUAUCAGGAAUUACUACCAUGGGAAUCACAUUGCAGGGGCCAAUCUCAGUACUACAACUCCACGAAUGUUUGCUUCAAAAUUGCAGGCUAGAAGUCCGAAGUACAUAUCCUUGCUCAACCAUCUCCGCAUAUAUUUACCUGAGCUCUUUCCAAACCUUGACAAGGUGGUCUUCUUAGAUGAUGAUAUUGUCAUCCAGCGUGAUUUGUCUCCACUAUGGGAAAUUGAUCUUGAGGGAAAGGUUAAUGGAGCUGUUGAAACUUGUAAAGGAGAAGAUGAGUGGGUAAUGUCCAAGCAUUUCAAAAACUACUUCAACUUUUCUCAUCCCCUCAUUGCAAAGAAUUUGAACCCUGAUGAAUGUGCAUGGGCCUAUGGAAUGAAUAUAUUUGAUCUUCGUGCUUGGAGGAAAACAAAUAUAAGAGAAACCUACCAUUCCUGGCUGAAGCAGAACUUGAAGUCAAACCUGACUAUGUGGAAACUUGGUACCCUACCACCAGCUUUAAUUGCAUUUAAAGGUCAUGUCCACCCAAUUGACCCAUCUUGGCAUAUGCUUGGCUUGGGUUAUCAGAAUAAUACCGAUAUUGAGAAUGUGAAAAGGGCUGCUGUCAUUCACUAUAAUGGCCAGUCAAAACCGUGGCUGCAGAUUGGCUUUGAGCAUCUACGACCGUUUUGGACCAAGUAUGUCAAUUACUCCAAUGAUUUUUUAAGGAACUGCCACAUCUUGGAGUCAUAGUUGAUCAAUCAUAGGUCCAUAGUUGCUAGAAACUAGAGGUGGAACAGGAAAUGGCACAAGUGAUUUUUGGUCACAUCAGUUAUUUCAUGGCAUGGAAUUUUGUUGAGACCUAUUUGAGAAGGCAAGCAGAAUUUUGUCAAGGGCAGUGUUUCAGUUCUGAAUUCACUGUCAUCCUUCACCAUUGCAUGAAAAGGCCUGCACCAUUAGCACAGGCAUAAGACAGGCAUGAGAUUCAUUCUUUCAAUUUUGUAACAUAGCAAUCCGUCAUAAUUUUUUGGUUGGUAAAGGAUUUACUGCAGGAAGUCUAGCUUGAUUUCUUGGCUCAUAUAUUUUCGAAUAAAGUGAUAUACACAGUGCAUAUGUCAAUACAUCAUUGGUGCAAGGAAGAGGAAGCCUGGGAUGGAUCUUUUGUGAGGGCUGCUGCUUAGCCCGAAAAUGUUGUCUUCCCUCGUUUUUUUGGUUCACCUGUUGUUUCAUUUUUGUUAGCGUGUCCCAUUUUUUUGCUUACUCUGAUAUCAUGAUGGUGAAAUUUAGGAGUAGGUAAUGGAGAUUGCUUUGUUACAGGUCCCAUUGAAUGGGGGAACUAUUUUUAGGUUACAUCAGUAUUUGUUAUGUACGAUUCACGAGAUACAUCUAAAAUGUGCAGAUAAUUCUUUUUCCAAA
Molecule: messenger RNA, 2793 nt
Organism: Hevea brasiliensis (rubber tree)
Lineage: Eukaryota; Viridiplantae; Streptophyta; Magnoliopsida; Malpighiales; Euphorbiaceae
Product: probable galacturonosyltransferase 13
Exons: 6
Coding region: 520-2130 (536 amino acids)
Molecular function (GO): polygalacturonate 4-alpha-galacturonosyltransferase activity
Source: RefSeq, a predicted model, not a curated record